GUUUCUGCCCAGUGGCAUCUGCUGCCCGAGUCCUCAGACGAGAAAUUUUCACAGCGGGCCACUUGGUUCGUGGAGAGGUAUUCAGUCUACGCGGCUUGGCCCCUGGGCCAAGGGCCUCUGCUACUUCGGGGUGAUGUCGAGCAUCCCCAGUGGCCCGUCCAGCCGGCGGCCUUGGACCACUUGACGGCCGGCCCGCUCUUGCAGGCAGCUGGCUUGGAGCAGCUGGCUGCACAACAUAGCUCGGGCGAGGUGAAGCCGCACGUCUGCUUUUCACGUGGUGUCGGCCCUGUGAACUUCUGGAUGCUCGAGCCUGUCUAA
Symbiodinium sp. CCMP2456 is the source of this 318-nucleotide messenger RNA. The record is from the annotation of a GenBank genome assembly. NCBI's taxonomy places the organism in Eukaryota, Dinophyceae, Suessiales, Symbiodiniaceae.